Molecule: messenger RNA, 1048 nt
Organism: Phialemonium atrogriseum
Lineage: Eukaryota; Fungi; Ascomycota; Sordariomycetes; Cephalothecales; Cephalothecaceae
Product: putative cyclase-domain-containing protein
Exons: 1
Coding region: 65-1048 (327 amino acids)
Molecular function (GO): arylformamidase activity
Source: RefSeq, a predicted model, not a curated record
AUCGUCAUGGUUGAUCCCCCCCCCCCACAAGACCAACUCCAAACAAUCCUAUAGACGAGGCAGCAUGUCUUCACCCGCGGAGAAUCUGCCUAGCUGGGCCGACCUACCCUACAAGCCCGGUGAGCCCAAAGGUUCAGCCUGGGGCCUAUGGGGCGACGCGGACGAGCUCGGGACGCUCAACCUUCUCACGCCGUCGCGGCGCAAAGCCGCCGCACGGCUAGUACGCCAGGGCAAGUCCUUUGGACUGUCACUACCGCUGAACCGGCAGCCGUCGGACUCCUUCUUCAACAGGCCGGUGGCGGAACACAAGAUCAUCAAGAAAGGCUAUCCGGCAUUCGACGACCACCUAGUGAUGAACACGCAGAGCUCGACGCACUGGGACGGCCUGCGGCACUUCGCGCACAUGGCCGGCCGCGACCCGAUGGAGCCGCGGUUCUACAACGGCGUGAGCGCCGACGAGUUUGUCGGCCCGCAGGCCACGGAUCGCUUGGGCAUGCAGAACUAUGCGCGCGAGGGGAUCGUGGGCAGAGGCGUUCUGCUGGACUACAAGGGCUGGUGCGACAAGCAAGGGACUGGGGGCUUCCGAGGUACCGGCGAUGAGAGGUCUGUGACCGCCGAUGAGCUCCAGCGCGUCGCCGAAUCCCAGGGGACGACCUUCCAGACGGGGGAUAUCCUGCUGGUCCGCUUCGGGUGGACGGCGGGUUAUCUCAAGACGGGCACGAUCCAGAAGCAGGCUUGGACGGCUCAGGGGCCAAACGUCCAGUUGGUGGGGCUGGCAAACGAGGAGAGAAGCCUCGAGUGGCUCUGGGACAAUCACUUUGCUGCGGUGGCGAGCGAUGCGCCGACGUUCGAGAGCUGGCCGACUAAGACGAAACUGCACGAGACCAUCUUGUCCCUGUGGGGUUGCCCCAUCGGGGAGUUCUUCAACCUAGAGGCCCUGGCCGAGGACUGUCGAAAGGAUGGCGUCUAUGAAUUCUUGUUUACAAGUGCUCCCAUCCAUAUUGUCGGUGGCGUAGCUGGGCCGGCCAAUCCACUAGCAAUCAAAUAG